GCUCUUACAGAGAGCACAUGGAAUGCUCUGACGUCAUCAGGCUGAUCAACUACAAAAGCAUGAAUAUACAGCUGUUCCUGCACUCGCUCAGUGGGUGCCCAAUGUAUGCUGAUGUGUUCAAUUUGUUGUCCUGAUUGCCGUGAUUUCUAGCUCUUUUUAAUACCAUGUCCAAUAUAUUAAGGAAGCAAAGACGUUUUAUAACCCUGUUGAAAGACUGAAACCAACCUUACUGCCAACCUUCAACUGGUCCAAGAAUUAUUCAUCACUAUCUUUUCAAAAAUGUUGCAACAAAUUUUAAAUGACAUGUACAUAGAUCCUGAUGUUCUGGAAGCUUUAAACGAAGAGCAAAAGAAAAUUUUGUUCCUUAAAAUGAGGCAGGAACAAGUGCGAAGAUGGAAAGAAAGAGAAGAGAAGCUUGAAAAGGAGGGACCAGUAUUUACCAGACCCAAGUCAAAUAAAGCUCCAACAAAGCGAGUUAGUUGGCUUUUGGGAAGCGAUGGUGAUGUUCAUGUGUUCAUAAUUGGUGAAACACCUGAUGUUAAGCCUUUUCAGAUGAUUUAUGCAGAGUUUGAACAGAGCAAUAAUAAAAGAAUAAAUAUGGAAAAUAUGAAGAGUGACGUCUUGCACUGUACCCUACCCCAAGAAGAAAACGAAUGUUCAGAAGGCAACAUCUUAAUGGUACAGAGAGGUGAUACGCACUCUCAGUUGAAGGAGAUAGAAGAGGAAGAUGCAAGUCAGGAUGCAACAUCAGCAUGUGACAUUUUCUACCGCCGACAUCUGUGUCAAAAAGAUACUGACACCACAGUCCUUGCAAUGCAGUCUGGGGAAUGUCAAGAAAGAACAGGUCAAGAUUUCAAACUCGAUCAAGUGUCAAAUACAGCAACAAUGCAAAAUAAUGAUCACUCCAAUGAAGUUCCAAGUAACACUGUGGUACGAAGAAGCGUUGCUGAACUCACGCAGAAUUUUGGUGGACCAAAAAAGACCAGUGGCAAAGGCACUUUGCCUCGUGUCAAGCCACCAUUGCCUGCAAAGUCUCCAUCAAUUUACUUGAUGUCUUCUUCAGGCUUCAGAUGACACUAAAAGAGCCUUACCAAACUGGAUAUCUUUCUAAUGGAGAUGAAUGUGUUCCAGUGAGUCCUGAGCAGAGCAGAACUUGUCUUUAGGACUGUACAGAAGGCGUCCUGUAUUGCUGUGGAAGUGGAGUCAAUUAAACAUUGGACCUAAAUUUUGCUGAAUCGAGUAUAGUUGCUCUUCAGUCAUAUUCUUAACCAUUUUAAUAUAACCUUUGCUUGGAGUGUGUUCUGAAAACCAAAGAUAAUUGGCACAUAACCAGCAUAAAAGGUGAAAAUACCAAUACAUGCACUGAAUGAAAAUACUGUAUGUUUUGUAUUGUUUUUCUUUAAAAAAAAAGAAUUUUCUUGUAAUGAAUAAAAUACUGUAACUCAUUUUGUUUAAAUGAAAUAGCAUCAGUGAUAAUUGCAAAGCUAGUUUUUAAUACUUAACCCACCAUAUCAUGCUUUUAUAUCCAUGUAAAUAAUCUUUACAUUGUAAUUUGUGUUGUUUUUAGAGGUGUUGAUUCUAAUCCACUUGACAAUGGGAGAACUAUAACUUAAAGGAUAGGAUCAGUAUUUUUCAAGAUGAAGGUAUUUCUUCACAAUCAUGCUAUAUCUGUAUUUUCCACACAAAAUGGUGUUCUAAAGUUAACCACUUUCUAUAAAUUAAAAAUAAUAUAUCUUGCCUGCACUUUUGCUUUACAUUGCAAUCUAUGGGGCAUGGAGUAAAAGCUGAAAAACUUAUCAAACGCAUUAAUUUUUCAGGCCAACACAGUUGUCAGUUUUAUAUGACAAAUGAAUAUAUACCAUGUUUGUAAAGAUUUGAAAAAUAUCAAACUUAUCCUUUAACUGUUUAGACAGUGACACAUCCACAGCAUUGGAGCAAUGGCAGAUUAUUUAAGUUAUUUACUCAGGGGUCGUACAGUGAGUCAAAAGUGUGGCCUGAACUGCCACAGCCUUAGCCAUUAGGCCACAUUGGUGGCUCUUUCUAAGAUCACUGAAGAUGUAUUUGGCAGAUAUAAGUGUGUCUUUUUCUAAUAAAGUUGGGCACUAAUUCUGAUACGCCUAAUGAACUUCCUUUGCUGAAAUAAUCUUACUGUACAUGCAAACCAUUGAGCACAGGAUGAGGCGAUGAGUACUAACUUGGAUCUUUAACAUGCUUCAACUGGAAAGCACAGUGUAAUGUAUUAUAUUGGUGACAGGGAUUUUAUCACUUGCUGUGAAAGGAUAGAAAAAACUAUAAUGCUUUUCAUAUACUUUUAAGCUUCUUCCUGGAAGCUAGCAUAGUGUGCACCACUGCAACAGGAAUGAUAGAUCAUUAGCAUGCCAAAAGAAAGGUCAGCAAUUAAAUUGCAAUAGUCUUUCUACAGGUUAAGACUAUUAAAUGGAAUCUCAUUUCUCCAAUUUAGAAAUCAUGAUUAUCAAUAACAUACCUUAAUUUCAGUAGAAAAACUAAAAUAUAUCAGCCUUGAUUUCUUACAGGCUUAGUACUACUUAUAUGUUUGUGAAACCUGAAAGCAGAAUUAAUUCUUCUUAAUGAAAAUGUUUUUUAACAGUUUGUUAAAAGGCACACCUUGUUUAACCAAGUCAUAAAUAAAUUGUACUUAAAAAAAUUAUAUUUUUUUCGGAAAAAAAUUAAAUAUGUAAAUACUGUAACACGUUUACUCGAGGUGGCACAGAUGAGCAGUGGUUAGCAUUGCUCCUGUUCAGCUCCAAACACUGUAUUCUGGAUUUUGCAUGCUGUCUUGGUGCCUUCAUUGUUUUUCUCCAUGUACUCUGCUUUCCUCCCAAAGAUGUACAGUUUAAUUUGACUGCCGAUUUAAACAUUUCCUGUAUAAAUGAGUGAGGUGGUGUGUACCAUCUUUUUCCUGUCUUGUUCCCAGUGUUACUUGAAUUAGCUUUGGUCUGCUUCAGUCCUGUACUGAAAAAUUUAUUAUUGAUACAUAUUGUAUUGAACACCUCAAAUGAUCAAAUAAACUUUAUACUGUA
Messenger RNA from Erpetoichthys calabaricus (reedfish), 3041 nucleotides. Its product is annotated as SH2 domain-containing protein 4A-like. The transcript has 6 exons. The record is from RefSeq and is a predicted model, not a curated record. Bases 280 to 1074 code for a protein of 264 amino acids. Lineage: Eukaryota; Metazoa; Chordata; Cladistia; Polypteriformes; Polypteridae. Gene Ontology annotation, cellular component: cytoplasm.